Molecule: messenger RNA, 887 nt
Organism: Macrosteles quadrilineatus (aster leafhopper)
Lineage: Eukaryota; Metazoa; Arthropoda; Insecta; Hemiptera; Cicadellidae
Product: apolipoprotein D-like
Exons: 7
Coding region: 184-804 (206 amino acids)
Molecular function (GO): pigment binding
Source: RefSeq, a predicted model, not a curated record
AAGCGGCCGUAGCAGAGGCUGAGGAGAUCAGCUAGGUCAGUCAGCUGGGCGUGUAGCAGACGACAGCGUUCCUGGACCACCACACGGGCGACAGGAGUGUCCUUCAACCUCUCCUUGUGGUAGACCUGGGGGUGACAGACAGUAGUCUGUGAAGGUCAAUUGAAUUUAGAGAGGACUAAGAACAUGACGACAAUGCGACUGACAGUGUUGCUACAGCUGUCACUGGUGAUGUGUGGCGUCCAGCACAGCUUGGGUCAGCUGGUCAAGACGGGUCAAUGUCCUUCGGUCAGCGUAAAACAAGACUUUGAUGUUAACAGGUAUCUGGGUACUUGGUACCAAUAUGCCACCUUCGGCACUCGGCUGUUCCAAGGCGAAGGUCGCUGUGUCACGGCUCGCUACACGUUAAACACCACUACUGGCGGCAUUGAUGUCUUCAACUCCCAGAUACCAAAAGAAGGAACCUUCCCAUCAAUGAGCAGUAUCAAAGGUACAGCAGAGCUUGCAGAUCCACAUAAUAUAGAGGGCAAGUUAAUUGUGACUUUCCCAGCUCCAGUUAUCAGGUCUAUAAGAGCUCCAUAUUGGGUGCUGGACACAGACUACGAUUCCUUUGCGGUUGUGUAUAGCUGUGUAGACGCCAGGUUAGCUCAUGCUCUUUCAGGAUGGAUCCUGACUAGAGUGCAGGACGUGGAUCACUCUCCCCAGGACAAGGCGAGGUUGGAGGCUAAGGUAGCCGAGGUACUGACCGAGGCCAACCUACCGAGGUCCUUGUUCGUGAUUACAGACCAAGGAAACUGUGACCGGUAGUGACCAGCAGAAAUACUUCACCAACUUAUCUCACUGUGCUCAUUUUUAUUUUGUUGAAUAAAAAGUAUAUUUUUACUGAAUUA